UCCUUUUUUUUUUUUUUUUCUUCUUUUUUUCACCGUAACAAGAGAGGAGACAUGAAUUUCAGCUUCGAAGGGAAUUAUAAACCAAGACGUAAUAUUAACUUGGGAGGUGUCAAAUCGGUCGACGAUAAACGUGCGUUAAUGGCCAAAGCUCAAGCUGAACGUAAAGCCAGAGAACAAGACCGUUUAAAACUCAAAAGUGCACAGCAAAUUCAGAACUUCUUUAGAGGACGUAAACAAGCUUCCAUCAUUCGACACGAACAACGAAAAGAAUUCGAACAGUUGCUUGUACAAACUCAAAACGAAACAUGCCUAGACCGAAAGAAAAAAUUCAUUACCACCAUGGCCAGACAACUCUUAUUAUUUUAUCAACCCACACCCGGGGACGCACUCUACCUCGACGGGUUUAUCGGGCUGCUAUUAUCACCCGUAUCAAACACAACCAGUCUCUUGACCGAUAUGUUUACCACACAGGAUAAAGAGACUCUCGACUCCUGGAUUUGGAUUGCCUGCUUACUAAUUAAAAAGGUGCUUUUACAAAGCAUCAAGAGUCAUGCGCCUGCGUGUCAAUUGCUAUCUCUGUUAAUAGACCCGAUGACGUACCCACAACAUCAGAACGAUAGAAACCGUAUGCGAAUUGUAACUUUUGCAUUAUUCAACACGGAUUUACUCCGCCAGAUAAAAGACGUCGUCAUGCUGCAUACAACCAUGGACAAGGGACCGCUCGAAAACAUUGUAUUCCAAUUAGCCACUCUAUCACCGCCGUAUGACUACCCUGCCUCUUUACUUGUCCAAACCUAUGGAAAAAACAAGAAAAACACCCAGUACCUCACAAGGCCUCUCUUGGUGCGCAUGCUCACCCUCGAAUUAUUGACACAACCUUUCUUACUCGAUCACCUAUCCCAUCAUCUAGCGACAGCACUCGUCACUCAUUUGCCCUUAAAAGACAUCUUGGACACAACAGCUACCUUGUUUUAUCAUGAGGAUGGACAGCAACAGAGAUUGCAGGAUAUGGCAGUGGCGGGAUUAUUAAUGAAUAUUACCGAAUUGAGUGAUAUUGAUUCUGGUAAAUACUUGGAUGGCGCACUUACGGAAUAUGCCAAGGCUGUACAAUUGCUAUUGACGCAUUUGCCAAUUUCUUAUUUAGCAGACCCCAGUGCUCCCGUCAAUCACGAUAUGAUGGAUGUAGAAGAUGAUUCAUCCUCAGAUGAUGAGGAGGAGAAGCCGGAUAUCAUCAUGAAGGAGGCGACACAAGUACCCGGUGAGAGUCAAGACGAAAUUUUACCGGGUAUACGAGCACGACUGGGAUUACUGUAUGAUUCGGAACGCGUGAACCAUUUAUUAUACCGAUUUAUGAAAUUGGCCACCUCAGCAGGAAACGGUGAAGUGAUUCAAUCUAUCUCGAGCUUUUUCAAUACCCUCAUGUUACGUUGGCCCAUGAAAAAGGACACCAUCCUCAAUACCUUGUUAUACAAGGCCUCCAAUACACACCAUUUACUGCAGAUUUUAUGGCACGCUUGGUCGGAUUCGGACGAAUCCAUCCUUUUUAAAGAGGACCAAAGUAUCAUUCGACAUUUAUCUGAAGCCGUUAAAUCCAUUACAGAUUCGAAAAAGACGUGCUUUGAAAGUUGGUCUGUUUUAUUCUUACUUUGUGAGGUCUAUACUCGAUUAUUAUUAACCCUGGGCGAUGAAGAAUUUCUGGAAAAGAAUCCAUCCACUGUCCAUUCCAAUCCUUUGGGAUUAACGCAGGUGAUGGAAUUAGGUACACAACUAAAGAAUAUUUCGUUUGUCAUGUUUUGGCGUGCCAACAGUAUGGAUCUUACACAAUCGAUUGGAUUCACGGGUAUUCAAUUAACUCAGCUUCGUACCAGUGUCACUCAUCUAUUGCAACAAAUUCAUAUGCGAGAUUCGCGUCGACCCUUCUGUCCCGAAGAUCAUUGGUUAAUACCCGACUUGGAUACCGAUACCUUCUCCAGCGAAGCGGUAGCGGAAGAGUUUAACCUGGAGAGCGAACAACAACAGGAGCAUAACAUGCCACUCAGACCCUUACGUAUGAUAUCUAAGGGUCGAUUAGCCGUGAUCAGUCCUCGCCUUGGAUUGUUAAACAACAUCCCCUUUGUGAUCCCCUUUGAGCAACGUGUCGAGAUCUUUCGGAUGUUUGUCCAGAACGACAAGAAACGUAACAAGAUUGAUGAGUUCUAUAGUCGUCCCAAAGCCGCUGCCACUGUGAGAAGAGACCAUAUGUUGGAAGACGGCUUUCAUUCACUCAACGCCUUGGGCGUCGAAUUGAAAAAUAAGGUGGCUAUUUCCUUUGUGGAUGAGUUUGGUUUGGAAGAGGCAGGGAUUGAUGGUGGUGGCGUCUUCAAGGAGUUUUUGACAGGUCUGAGUGUGGAAGCGUUUGAUACAAAUUAUGGUUUGUUUGUCACUACCCCGGAUAAUUUGAUCUAUCCAAAUCCAAGCUCAAGAGCGACAGAACCCCAAAAAUUAGAAUAUUUCAAGUUCCUUGGCUUAAUUAUUGGUAAAGCAGUGUACGAGGGUAUUUUGUUGGAUGUUGCAUUUGCCGAAUUCUUUUUAAAGAAAUGUCUUGGAAAGGUCAACUGUUUGGAUGAUUUGGUCUCGUUGGACCCUGAAUUAUACAAGGGAUUAUUAGCAGUAAAGAAUUUCGAUGGGAAUGUCGAAGAUCUUUCUUUGGACUUUACCAGUACGCAUCUGGAGAACGGUCGGUCUGUGAAUGUAGAGUUAAUCGCGAACGGAAGCCAAAUCGCGGUCACGAACGCGAACCGAAUCCAGUACAUCUAUCUGAUGGCGAAUUAUCGAUUGAAUGUGCAGAUUGCCAAACAAUGCAGAGCCUUCUUUCGAGGAUUGUCCACGAUUGUGGAUAUUAAAUGGCUUCGCAUGUUUAAUCCACAAGAGUUACAGAUUAUGCUGGGUGGGGCCUCCGUGCCCAUCGAUCUGAGGGAUCUACGUACCCAUACCGUACUUGCAGGGUUUACAGAACGCGAUGGGGCCGUACAGAACUUUUGGAAGGCCCUCGAGUCGUUUGAUAAUUCACUACGCAUGAAGUUUGUCAAAUUCGUCACGUCUUGCUCUCGACCACCCUUGUUAGGUUUCAAGGAACUCGUACCCCAGUUUUGUCUUCGUAAUGCGGGUGAUACCAAUGAAAGAUUGCCUACCAGCUCUACCUGCGUCAAUUUGUUGAAAUUGCCUAAUUAUAGUAACUAUGAAAUCCUAAGAGAGAAAUUACUGUAUGCAAUUACGGCGGAUGCUGGAUUUGAUUUGUCAUAGAACAAACAAAAAAAAAAAAUCACAUUUUUGUUUGUAACAAAUACAAUCUCUAUUUUUGCAUAAAUAAUAAAAUGACCCAGUACCCUGGGAAUGUUUGCUAUUUAUAAAUGUUACAGAAUAAAAGACACCCCUG
Molecule: messenger RNA, 3415 nt
Organism: Mucor mucedo
Lineage: Eukaryota; Fungi; Mucoromycota; Mucoromycetes; Mucorales; Mucoraceae
Exons: 9
Coding region: 52-3282 (1076 amino acids)
Biological process (GO): protein polyubiquitination; ubiquitin-dependent protein catabolic process
Molecular function (GO): ubiquitin protein ligase activity
Source: RefSeq, a predicted model, not a curated record